Molecule: messenger RNA, 2424 nt
Organism: Hydatigera taeniaeformis
Lineage: Eukaryota; Metazoa; Platyhelminthes; Cestoda; Cyclophyllidea; Taeniidae
Source: the annotation of a GenBank genome assembly
AUACUUGCUGAAAGUAAUGGAUUUCAGACGCCUGGACUCCAAUCCUUAUCUUCUGACUUCGAAGUUGGCCUGGAUCCUGCGUCGAACAUGAUAUUUUGUUCGGACUAUCAGAAAAAUGAGGAUAUCAAAAAGAUGCUUGACAGUAAUAAAGAUAACCUCAAGUUGACUGCUAUGCGGCGUGUUGUUGCUAUGGUAGCGAAGGGGAAAGAGUGCUCUGAUCUCUUUCCCGCAGUCGUAAAGAAUGUUGUCUCCAAGGAUCCAGAGGUCAGGAAGUUGGUUUACGUUUACCUGACACGCUAUGCUGAGGAGCAGCAGGAUCUUGCCCUCCUCUCUGUCUCUACUUUUCAGCGCUCCCUCAAGGAUGCCAAUCAGUUAGUACGUGCCUCGGCUUUGAGGGUGCUCUCAUCCAUUCGCAUUCCUGUUAUCGCCCCAAUCCUUAUGUUGGCUGUUCGUGAUGGAGUCGUCGACCUGUCGCCUCUUGAUCCAGGGGAAAAGGAGUCUUUGGUGGAACUAAUCAGCAAGCUCCUAGAGGAUAAGUCAACUGUUGUUGUCGGUAGUGCAGUUCAGGCCUUCGAAGAGGUCUGUCCCGAGCGUCUGGAUCUCAUCCACAAGCACUAUCGAAAAUUGUGCAAUCUCCUAAUGGAUGUUGACGAAUGGGGCCAAAUCGCGAUUAUCAACAUGUUAACUCGAUACGCACGUACACAAUUCCCUAACCCAAAGACCUGUUUGGAGAGCACAUCUACCGUUGGUGCGAGUGGCGAUGCUGCACUGACUAUUUGUCACAACAAGUCUGGACCACCGGGAGAGGAAAGAGUGGGUGCCGUGAGUUUGGAAGACGAAGAGGAUGAUGACGAGGAUACUGCUGGAAGUGAUAACGCGAUGUCAAAUGAGAAGCGGUCUGGGAGUUCCAUUGAUUCUGCAAUGGAAACUAUGCUGCGUUCUGAUUAUCAACUGCUCAUUACAGCCAGUCGACUCUUGCUGCUGAGUCACAAUGCCGCCGUUGUUGUCGCUGUGGCGCAACUCUUCUAUCACUGUGCACCGAAAGAGGAAAUGAACGCUGUAGUGAAGGCUCUCCUACGUAUUUUGCGCUCUACAAAAGAAGUAGAACACGUCGUGCUCUCAAACAUUGCCUCAAUGAGCUUACUCCAUCCCAAUCUCUUUGAACCACACUUGCGCAUGUUCUUCGUAUUCAACAACGAUCCCAUACAGGUCAAACUUUUGAAACUUGAGAUUCUUACCAACCUUGUCAAUACCUCAACCAGUUCGACUGUUCUUCGCGAGUUCCAGGCUUACGUGGACUCAUCAGACGAGGCUUUUGUGCUGGCGACAGUUCAAUGCAUCGGCCGGUGUGCUAGCAUGGUGCCGGAGAUUGCUGAGACCUGUUUAACAGGACUACUGCGCUUGGUAUCCCGUAAAAAUGAGAAUCUUGUGGCUGAGAGCGUAGUGGUGAUGCGCAAACUUUUACAAAUGCAGGUAAGUCUAACUUUUGCUGCAGACUCGAAGGAACGUAAAAAGCGAGUUUGUUUGGACGCUCUUCCUACCUGUGGGAGUGGUGGUGGGGUGUGUUUGUGCGUGUAUGUACUGAAUGCGAACGACGCUGUAUGCUCUGUUAUUAUUGUUGCUGCCAUUUGUGUGCAGACCACGGAUCACAAGGAUGUGAUUGCCCACAUCGCCCAAAUGGCGGAGGAAAUCACUGUCCCCUCGGCCAGGGCAUCAAUCUUGUGGAUGUUGGGAGAAUACGGUCACCGUGUUCCUAAAAUUGCUCCAGAUGUCCUCCGCAAAAUGGCCAAAUCUUUUCCCAAGGAGCAUGUCGCGGUCAAGCUUCAGAUCCUCAACCUUGCAGCCAAGUUGUCUAUAGUGAAUCCCAAACAAACCCUACUAAUUGCGCAGUAUGUUUUCACGUUGGCCAAAUACGACCAAAAUUAUGACGUUCGGGACCGCUCCCGCGUAUUCAGGGCCCUCAUCUUUCCAAAACCGAUCGACCCCGCUAAACCCGAACUCUCAUACCUCACUCGAAACGUGAAAAAAAUCCUCUUGGCCACCAAACCUGCUCCAGUUCUUCGUUCCACCUUCGCUGAUCGUCCGACAUUCCGACUGGGUUCCAUGUCGCAGCUGCUAGGUCGCGAUAUGGCGAAAUAUAAGGAGCUGCCGGAGUGGCCAUUGGUGCCGCCGGAUCCUACAACACGUUGUGUCAGCGCGGCUCCCCCUCAAUCCCACGCUGGCGCCUCCUCUGACCAUUCCGGCCAGAGUAUGAGCAUCAGUCAACAAGAGACCGAAGACGAGGAAUCAAUUGAGGAUAAUGAUGACGUAGAGGAAGACGAGGAGGAGGAAGGAGAGUUUGAGAAUGAAGAGGUCUGGCUCAUUUAUUCACCGUUAACUCAACUUGCUUCCCAUUCUUACUUUCAUCUCCGUCCGAUAUCGUAG